AUGUUAUUAAAAUCAACCAAAACAAUUGGUCUCGCUUUCCUGGGAUCGCUCUUCUCGCCCGCAAGCACCACAUUCGUCAUUCAAUGCUACAGUCGUCUCGUCGACGAGCGUGUGGAUCCAGUAGUCAGUCCUGGAAUUCUCCCUGCAUCUCACGUGCAUGCGAUUGCUGGUGGUAGUGGUUUCAGCGCCAAUAUGACAUAUGCUGAUGCUCGUGCUGCCAAAUGUGGGACUUGCAAUGUGAAGGAAGAUCUGUCAAACUAUUGGACCCCGAAGCUUUACUACAAGGCUCAGAAUGGUAGUUUCAUUUCUGUACCUAUUAAUGGAGAUGACGGAUAUGGAAAUCUUGGGGGGAUGGCUAUUUACUAUCUUCAACGUCCAGGUCCAGAUAAUGAUCCACUUGUCCCAUUCCCUAAGAAUUUUCGUAUGCUGGCAGGAGACACAAACCGACGAAGCUACAAUGACUCUUCUUUCGCAGACCGUGCUGUUAGUUUUCGAUGCACAGGGACUGGUCUUCAAACAAAUGGAUUCCCAAACAUCAACUGUCCAGAUGGUCUUCGACUUCAGGUCACAAUGCCCAGUUGUUGGGAUGGUGUAAAUGUAACUUCAGCCGAUUUCAAAUCCCAUAUGUCGUAUCCUGCGGAUGGUGAUUUUGACGGUGGUCGCUGCCCAGCUUCGCAUCCUCAUCAUAUGAUGACUUUAUUCUUCGAAGUUACAUAUCGUACUGAUCUUUUCGCAAAUGAGUGGUAUGGCAAUUCUCAACCUUUUGUCCUUGCUAAUGGUGAUACCACUGGUUACGGAUUCCAUGGUGACUUUGUCAAUGGUUGGGAUAUCCCAACACUCACAAAAGGCAUUAAAAACUGCCUUGACGGUGAACCCGACUGUCCGAACGAGACUUUCACCUUUUACGAACAAUCUGACACCCAAGAAUGCAAACUUGCUUCUCUGAUUAACGAACCCGUAAGCGGUACGCUCUCCGCACUUCCCGGUUGCAAUGCACCCUCUUCAGGUCCGGCGGAAUACACACCACCAGCUUGUCCUCAAGAUGUAGCUUUAGCAAAGUCGCUGCAGACUCCGCCUUCCCGCUUCAACCCCGCCGCUUCUAAGGCUCCCUCGCUCCCAAUCGGCAUCGUCGAUUUGAGUGCCUCCAAAGGCUGGACCUAUCUCGGAUGCGGAACCGAUGACGCUGCAAGCAGAACCUUGAAUGCCGAUUGGGAAGGAAACAAUACAAUGACUAUCGAAACCUGUGUGAAUUUCUGUGCGUCCAAAGGUCACACAUAUGCAGGGAUGGAAUUCGGAAGUCAAUGUUACUGCGACAAUGUUCUAUCUGCAGACCGCGCACCUGUUGCUGGUAUGCUAGGUGAUUGUAUCAUGCCAUGCGCAGGAAACAGUGCCGAGAAAUGUGGUGGUAAUGCUGCAAUUACACUCUAUCAAAAGUGUGGCGCAAAUGGAUGCGCUGCCUCUAGUGUAGCAAAGCCUGUUUCUGCUCGAUCGCAAAGUAAGAAGAGAAGUAGGGUUCUGAGGGGGCUGGGUGUUUAG
Molecule: messenger RNA, 1536 nt
Organism: Botrytis byssoidea
Lineage: Eukaryota; Fungi; Ascomycota; Leotiomycetes; Helotiales; Sclerotiniaceae
Exons: 3
Coding region: 1-1536 (511 amino acids)
Source: RefSeq, a predicted model, not a curated record